Messenger RNA from Populus nigra (black poplar), 2334 nucleotides. Its product is annotated as U-box domain-containing protein 35-like. NCBI's taxonomy places the organism in Eukaryota, Viridiplantae, Streptophyta, Magnoliopsida, Malpighiales, Salicaceae. Bases 1 to 2334 code for a protein of 777 amino acids. Gene Ontology annotation, biological process: protein phosphorylation. The transcript has 9 exons. The record is from RefSeq and is a predicted model, not a curated record. Gene Ontology annotation, molecular function: ATP binding; protein kinase activity.
AUGGCUUCCAAUGCCACUGCUGAUUCCCUCUUCAACGCCACUUCUGUAGCCAUCGACAAAGAUAAGAACAGCCAGCAUGCUGUUCGCUGGGCUGUCGAUAAUCUCGCAAGCAAUAACUCGGUUCUUGUCCUAAUUCAUGUCAAGCACAAAAACCAUCAAUAUCAAAUUGCUAAUGGUCAGGAUGGUGAUGAUGCUGAUGAGGCGCAUCAGCUUUUCACUCCCUACCGUGGAUAUUGCGCCCGUAAAGGGGUUCGUUUGAAGGAGGUUGUGCUUGAUGACAUUGAUGUUGCUCGGGCAGUUGCGGACUACAUCAACAUCAAUUUAAUUGGAAAUAUUGUGUUUGGUGCAUCAGGAAGAAAUGUUCUUACAAGGAAAUUCAAAAACCAAGAUGUGCCAACUAGCUUUAUGAAAAUUGCCCCAGAUUUUUGUUCUGUUUAUGUAAUCACCAAAGGAAAGAUCCUCUCCACCCAAAAAGCACAACGGACGCCUACUUAUAAUGUCCCACAGAAGACAGCAUCCAUGCCAGUAAUUCCAUCUCAAAGUCUACAGGAUAAUGCUGAACUAGAUUUGGAUGGAGUUAGGGCACAGUCCGAGAAAGGAGGGUGGAGAAGUGCCGAAGCAGGUGGAUUUCCUUUGGACAAGGUCAAUGAUCCCAUGAGAGGAUCACAAUCUGAGAGAGGCAGAAAUUCCAUCUCUAAUUUCUCUAUGGACAGCACUUACCUUCCCUCGUCCUGCGGAAGACCAUCAACUUCCCGUGUUUCUACAUCUGAUGGAUCUGAAUUUUCAGGAUUAUUCGCAACAUCAAUCAUGGACAGCUCAGCCCAAAGUUCAGAUUUCUCUGUUGCUUCAGCCUCUAAUCUGAAUGAGUCAAAUGCGGUAAGUGCAAAGUGGUGUUCAGUUGAUACCAUAUCGUUGGAUUAUGCAUUGCAGGACCAUUUAGAAGUUGAGAUGAGAAGGCUGAGGCUUGAGUUGAAGCAGACCAUGGAAAUGUAUAGCACAGCUUGCAAAGAAGCACUCUCAGCCAAACAGAAGGCUAGUGAACUUAAUCAAUGGAAGAUUGACGAGGUUCGUAAAUUUGAGGAAGCCAAGCUCGCAGGAGAGGCAGCCCUUGCCGUGGCAGAGUUGGAGAAGGCUAAGUGCAAAGUUGCCAUUGAAGCAGCUGAGAAAUCACAGAAACUAGCGGAGUUGGAAGGACAGAAAAGAAAACAUGCAGAGAAGAAAGCUGAGCGAGAGACAGAGGAGAAGAAUCGUGCUUUAAAUGCUUUGGCACAUAAUGAUGUGCGGUACAGAAGAUACACAAUCGAAGAGAUUGAAGAAGCCACGGAUAAAUUCUCACCAUCAAAUAAAAUUGGUGAAGGAGGAUAUGGACCUGUGUAUAAAGGCAAACUUGAUCAUACCCCAGUUGCAAUCAAGGCUUUAAGACCGGAUGCUGCUCAAGGAAAGAAGCAGUUCCAACAGGAGGUUGAGGUUCUCAGCUGCAUUAGACACCCACACAUGGUCCUUCUUCUUGGUGCCUGCCCUGAGUAUGGAAUCUUGGUAUAUGAAUACAUGGACAACGGAAGCUUGGAAGACAGGCUACUUCAAAAACACAACACCCCUCCAAUUCCAUGGGGCAUACGAUUCAAAAUAGCUGCUGAGAUUGCGACCGCACUUCUGUUCCUCCACCAAGCAAAGCCAGAGCCCCUCGUCCAUCGGGACCUUAAACCAGCAAACAUUCUUUUGGACAGCAACUAUGUGUGCAAAAUUAGUGAUGUGGGCCUCGCUCGGUUAGUCCCUCUUUCUGUAGCUGAUAGUGUCACACAAUACCACAUGACCUCUGCUGCAGGAACGUUUUGUUAUAUAGAUCCCGAGUAUCAACAAACAGGAAUGUUAACUACAAGAUCAGACAUAUACUCGUUGGGAAUAAUGUUUCUCCAAAUCAUCACAGCCAAGCCUCCGAUGGGUCUUGCUCAUCAGGUGGGGAGGGCCAUUGAAAGAGGAAAAUUUGCAGACAUGCUUGACCAAACAGUACCAGACUGGCCUGUGGAAGAGGCGUUAAGAUUUGCUGCACUGGCAUUGAAGUGUGCUGAAUUAAGGAAGAAAGACAGGCCAAGUCUUGCCACGGUUAUAGUGCCAGAGCUUAACCGGUUGAGAGACCUAGGAAUGAACACGGAGCAGCAAAGAAGCAAAGAUAAUCACCAGAGCCGAGAAGUCAACAGCAGAGGUCGUAGUCGCAGUCCCCUUUCACAUCCUCUGUCAACUUCACAGGGAAGGAUGCCAAAUGCUACUCAGGAGAACGCAUACAGGUCUUGUGGAAAGAGAACUAAGCAUGGCUCUAACCAAGAAAGCGGAUGA